Molecule: messenger RNA, 4631 nt
Organism: Python bivittatus (Burmese python)
Lineage: Eukaryota; Metazoa; Chordata; Lepidosauria; Squamata; Pythonidae
Gene: PM20D1
Product: peptidase M20 domain containing 1
Biological process (GO): lipid metabolic process; amino acid metabolic process
Molecular function (GO): hydrolase activity, acting on carbon-nitrogen (but not peptide) bonds, in linear amides; metallocarboxypeptidase activity
Source: RefSeq, a predicted model, not a curated record
CACAAGCCAAAGGUUAUUUCUUAAAAAGCCUCUUACUAUACCAGUCAAAGUUUACGUUCUGUGAAAAAGUUGAUCUCCAAAAAUGUUACUGGGCAAAAGCAUCCAGUGGUUUCUGAAGUCAAUGAAAAGUAAAAUCUAGAAAAUUAGAGGAAACAAAAAUAGACUUUUUCAAAAUGUUACAUGCAUUGAAUAGUGAAAAAUUAAUUAGAUUUCAAAAGUGUAUCUAAUGUAGCUCAAAGUAUAUUUUUAAAAAAAUAUCUGGUCUCAAAGUUGAUGCUGAGUGUAUAUAAAUAGUAAACUCUCCUUCAGUCCAAGAUGGGAGAGUCCCUGCAUCUUUAUUUGGCAAAAGUAGGGCAGUGGUUUCCCAGUUUGGCUGCAGCACUGGCCUUUCCUUGUGCCUGUGGCAUUCCACCAAGUACUAACUAGGUCGGUCACUACAGCUUGAGUCCAGACAAGGCUGACCAGCAGCUGCUCCCGGCUGCAACUGCUAGAACUACACGAAAGAAUAAUUGGCAGGGUCUCUGCAAGACCGUUGUAAACGCCGCUCUCCUGAGCCCAAUUCUUUGAGAGAACGGCGGGGCACUUUCAAACCAUAGAAACGGUUGUUAGUCCUCAGUCAAGAAAGGACCACUCCCAACUGCCAUCGGUGAGACGAACUGAGACUCUCCUCCCCCGCGAACUACCAAACCAAGCGUCCCGUGGCGCCGAGAACUAAACAGCUCCGUCAAUGAUUGGCUAGAAGCCGCGCCUGCCUGUCAAAGUUCCCAAAGCGGCUGGCCCAGGGCGCAGUAAAAUGACGACCUUCCGCGCUCGGCUGCGAGGGGUCUUGUGCGGGGCUGGCUUGGGACUCUGCGGGGUCGCGCUGGUCCUGCUGGUGGUGAUGCUCCUCCGAACCUAUGGGACACGACCUUCCGGCCCGGCAACAGGGCUGCGGGCAGAGCGGCAGCGGCGCGCGUUGGCUGCCUUCAGUCCCCGGGAGCUGCAAGAACUCAAGGAGGUGCUGCAAGGUGCUGUUAGAAUGAAAACAGUUUCCUUCUCACCAGAUGAUCAGAAUAUAACAGCCCUGGCAGAAUUCAAGCCCUAUAUUUAUAAAGCUUUUCCUAGAGUGUUUUCUACCUCAUUCAUUCAACAUGAAAUUAUUGGAGAUUACAGCCACCUAUUCACCAUCCAGGGAUCUAACCCUCAAUUACAGCCCUAUAUGCUGAUUGCACAUAUAGAUGUAGUCCCAGCUUCCCCUGAUGGAUGGGAUGUCAGUGAUCCUUUUUCUGCUGAGGAACGUGAUGGAUUUAUAUAUGGAAGAGGAACACUGGAUAAUAAAAACUCAGCUAUGGGCAUUCUACACGCUCUAGAGUUUUUACUGAGACGAAAUUACAGGCCACAAAGGUCUUUCUAUAUAGGCCUUGGGCACGACGAAGAGGUGGAUGGUAAAAAAGGAGCAAUGAAGAUUGUGGCUGAGCUGCAAUCUAGAGGAGUACAACUUUCUUUUGUGCUUGAUGAAGGAAGCUUCAUUUUUAAUGGAGUCAUAUCUAGAAAAGAGAAACCAAUAGCUGUAAUAGCUAUCACAGAAAAGGGUGCACUUAAUAUAAAUCUCAGUGUAACAUCUUCACCUGGCCAUUCUUCUGCACCCCCUAAGAGGACCAGCAUUGGUAUUCUUUCUGAAGCAUUAUACAAGUUGGAAACGCAGCCCAUGCCCAAUUUGUUUGGUCGUGGACCUGAAAUCAGGAUGUUUGAAGAAUUGGUACCAGCAUUGAGCUUCCCACUCAAUAUCGUCAUGGCAAAUCUGUGGUUCUUCGCAUCUCUUGUUGGCAGGUUUCUUGAGCAAAAUCCUACCACUAAUCCUCUUGUUCGGACCACCACCGCAAUCAGCAUGUUUCACGCAGGAAUAAAGACAAAUGUUAUUCCACCGAGAGCCAGUGCCUCAGUGAAUUUCCGCAUCCACCCAUCACAAACCAUUGAUGAGGUAAUGAGAAUAGUAGAAGAAAAAAUUGAUGAUAAGAGUGUGAAGAUAGAAGUGAUGAAUGCCUUUGAUCCAUCCCAUGUUAGUCCCUGGGACGACCAAACCUUCGGCACACAGGUUUUACACCAGACCAUCCUGGAUGUUUUCCCAGAUGUUGCCAUUGUAGCUCCAGGUGUUUGUAUUGGAAACACUGAUAGUAGACACUACAGCAAUCUCACAAAGGCCAUUUAUCGAUUUAACCCAGUGACCUUUAAAGCUGAUGAUCUUUCAAGAUUCCAUGGGUUGAAUGAAAGGAUCUCUAUGAAAGAUUAUGCAAAGCAAGUGGAAUUUCUCUUCCAACUAAUUCAAAAUUGUGAUUUGAACCAACCCACAGAACCAAAUACAUACCAUCAUGAGCUAUAGAAUAAGAAAGUACAAAGACUUGUGGGAAUUCUUAGAAAUUUGAAUUAUUCAAAGCAGCAGUGUUCCAUUUUAUCCUCAGUUACAGAACUGCAUUAAUGUAUUACAGAGAUUUAAAGUAAUAACACAACUUAGUUGCACUGCACAUUGUUGUGAAACAAAUUACUAAACUUAACAAUUGACUAAAUUACUCUGAACAGUAUAAAGAAAUUAAGUUUCAUACUAAGCUGUACCUCAUAGACAUUAGAAUCUUGAUAACUUUAAUGCUCUUUGCAUGAAUUAUGUCAUUUAUGCAAUAACAUCACAGUGGCUUCUAAAGGAAUUAGGUCAUUUGUGUGAUGACAUCUUGACACAUCUGAUAUAAUUCACCUCCCAUCUCCGCCUCCAGCCAACAUCCAUGGAUGACUUUAUUGGACAACAGUAAAGUAUUUACAUACUGAAGAACUUUUCUGUUAUCUUAACUGUAUGGAAGGGCAGUUUUGCAUAAGAAAUGGAUUAUCCAAAACAUCAAGAAACAGACCUUUUGUAUCUGCAGAUCUGAGGAUCACAGAAUAACUGGAGCGUCUGGUGCCAAAUGUUCAGUAUAUCACAGAAUUAUCACUUGAAAUGUGACCUAUUUCAUUAUUCUGUUGAAUCUCUAAGCUUCACCUCUGCCAGUUGCUUUUCUUAUGCUUAUUGGUUAUUUCAUUUUUAGUUUUCUUUUAGCUUCUCUUUUGAGACCAUGUUGUUUUAACUGUUUAGCUCAGACAAGACAGAUAUGAAUACCUCCAAGAUUGGCAGAGCUAUUUCUACUAUACAAGCAAAAGCCAAAUCACAGGUGAUUUAUCUCAGGAACAAAAAGUGAUUUAUCUCAGAUCUAUAUGAAACUAAUGGCAGACUUUGGUAUUGUUACAUUUUGAGAGGGAGCUAAUUUACUGAAUUUGAAUCUAUAUUAGGGAUGGCUAAUUAAUGUCAAAGCCUCUAUUUCUUUGAGAGAAAUCUUGUAUAGAUUCCAUGGGUUGAAUGAAAGGAUCAGGGAUGGGAUCAGCUUUCAUAGCUGGCAAGAGAAGAGCCCCAAGUGUCUGUGUGCUGAGUUGAUGGCUGAGCCCAGGUGUCCUUCCAGGACUCUUUUUUCUUCUCUGCCACCCUUUCCCACUGAAAAUAUCUUUAGUGGCUUCUUUUUGCUCAGCCUAAUUGCUAGGGGCACAGAUGCGGGGGUGGUGGUGAGAGAGCAGUUUUUGGCAAAAUAGCAACCUAGAGUAGCCAAGCAACAUCUCUAUGCCCUUUGAAGUAGCAAUUAGGUUUGGGGGUGGGGGGGGAAGUUCCAUUCAUGCAAUAUAGAUUUUUUUUGUGGAAGGCAUUAAGGAGGAAGGAUUGUAAGUUUCACUUAGUCUAAUGGUUGAUGGCUCUGACUAUAAUAAGGGGAGGUCAUAAUUAUCUAUCUGUCUACUCUCACUUGAUUUUUUUAAGGCAGUUUUUUUUUUUGCCUUUAGAUUCUUUUAUUCUUCAGUGGAGGUAUGCUCAGUAGACAGAUAAUUAUAUCCAAGGCUUAAAUUGAAUGCUUGCAAGUUUCAGAGAGUUUGAGUCUUUGGUACUGCUAUUGUUGACUGCUACAACCUAUUUGACUAUAAUUAAUUGCAAGGUGUUGUAAUUCUGGGGUACUUAACUUUUUUUCAGAUUGAGGGCUGCACUUGACUUUUGAGUUGAAGCUAGGGCUACAUAGAAAAUGUAAUCAGGCAGUUCUUGGGUUUCUUUUUGUGUUUUAUUCAAGUUAGUUUUCUACACUGAAACUGGUUCCUAAAAAUGUUGAUUCUGUAAUUGACUUCAAUUGAAUGCUACUUUUUAGAAAGUAAGAGGUAUUAUAUAUAUAUAUAUAUUAAGUAAUAUACUAAGCCAAGAAAGCUGAAAUUUUCUUCCAUGCUUUGUUCCUUGGAGACGUUCAUAUGCAACUUUAAAGGCAUAGUUAUAUACUCUUCCCUAAUAUUUAUAAUAGAGAAUAUGAUUUAGCAAAAUCUAUAGCACAUGACAAUAGGGAUAGCAUAGGAUGAUGAUACUGUGAUUCUUACAGACUAUAUACUUAUUAAUGUAUUUUCACUAUGACUUUAUCUGGAUGUGCUAACUGCUGAGGCUUGAAAUACCAGAUUUUUCUUCUUGGCAAUAAAAAGUAAUUGUCUGUGUAGUGCUGUUUCAAUAUACUCAUAUAAAUCACUGUGGAGUAGUUUUCUAUUCCAAUGAUUUCUCUACGCUAUUUCCUUGAAAUAAUAAUUAUACAGAAAUAAACUUCCACUAGUUGCCA